AAUCGUCUGACCAUGCAGGUGGAGAUGCGAGACGGAGACUUAGCUCGCUUCCACAACCCCAGAGCGCGUAUUCCCGGGGGCGGAGCGACCGACCGACUAUCCCCCAGACUCGAGGGACGGCCAUGCGUCAUUGCACUGCAUUUCCGUUGCGUGCCGGUUCAGAGAACUGCACCCCGACUUGUUGGAGUACAUUCGUCCGUGCUUAUUGGAGAGGUUUUCUAUAAAGGGGGGACUGCCACGCGAGGGAUUGAUCAUCUUUCACCGACUCAUCGACUCACCACCUGCCAGUACCCAGCCUUUGUUGACGCUUUUUUGCCCGCUAUGAAAGACCACCAUGAUGCGUCCUCUUCGUUGGAGGUUGAGGAUGUUGAGGGCAAGGUUGGCGUUUCUCACUCUACGGUCCCUGGCUAUGUCCCGGAUACCGAAGAGGAGAAGAAGCUCGUUCGGAAGAUUGACCUGUACAUCCUUCCGAUGAUGUGGGUCAUGUACCUCCUCAGUUACAUGGACCGAACCAACAUCGGCAACGCCCGAGUCGCCGGCAUGGACGUGGACCUAGACCUCGACUCAAACCGCUACUCCAUCGCCCUCGUCGUCUUCUUCAUCGGCUACGUCGUCUUCGAAGUCCCCUCCAACAUGCUCCUCGCCCGAAUCAGGCCUAGCAUUUAUCUUCCGUCCAUCAUGUUCGCCUGGGGUGUUGUCACCAUCGGAAUGGCAUUCGUCAAGGACUAUAAAGGACUGAUUGGGUUCCGUGUGGCUAUGGGUAUCCUCGAGGCGGGGUUCGCGCCUGGUAUGCUGCUUCUUCUGAACUCGUGGUAUAAAAAGGCGGAGCAGAGUAAGCGGUUUGCGGUGUAUAUCUCUGCGGCUAUUCUGUCUGGUGCUUUUGGUGGGUUGAUUGCUGGUGGGAUUGUUGGGGGGUUGGAUGGGGCCCAUGGGAUGGCGGGGUGGAGGUGGUUGUUCAUCGUCGAAGGGGCGGCAACAGCUGGUGUUUCAAUCAUUGCCAGCUUCGUCCUUCCCGACUUCCCGUCCUCGACGAGCAAGCUCAAUGAGCGCGAGCGAGAACUUGCCGUCGCCCGCAUGGCCGCAGACUCCCUCUCCACCGCAACCGACGACGACCCGAACAUGACCCACCUCCAAGCUCUUAAACUCAGUCUCAGCGUCUGGAAGACCUGGCUCUUUGUCGUCGGAUACAUGGCAAUCGUCGGCUCCUCAACCCUCUCCUACUUCUACCCAACCCUCGUCCAAGGCCUCGGCUACACAGGAAACAUGGCCCAGUACAUGGUCAUCCCCAUCUACGCCGUCGCCUUUGUCUGCACUGCGAUGACUGGCUACAUCGCCGAUAAACAGCAACACCUUCGCGGAUACUACCUCGCGGCCUGGAUGACCGUCGCCAUGGUCUGCGCGGUCAUCACCUGCGCAGUCUACGACCUCAAGGGCCGGUACGCACUGCUGGUCAUCAUGGCGUCGGGACUCUGGGCGUCGAACGGGUUAUCUCUAUCCUAUGCGUCGAUUAACUUCGCCGAGAUGCCCCGCGAGGCGCGGGCGAUUUCGCUGGCGCUGGUGAAUGCCAUGGGGAACCUCGCGCAGAUCUACGGCGCGUAUCUGUUUCCGGAUGACGAUAAGCCGAAAUAUCUCAUGGGAUUUGGGGUUAUUUCUGGGCUGUGCUUUACGGGGGUUGUUUCGUAUCUCGCGUUGCAGCUUUUGUUGAAGCCGAGUUCGCGACGGAUUUAG
Molecule: messenger RNA, 1728 nt
Organism: Aspergillus calidoustus
Lineage: Eukaryota; Fungi; Ascomycota; Eurotiomycetes; Eurotiales; Aspergillaceae
Source: the annotation of a GenBank genome assembly